Labeo rohita (rohu) is the source of this 2083-nucleotide messenger RNA. RefSeq names its product pleckstrin 2 (gene plek2). The transcript has 9 exons. Gene Ontology annotation, cellular component: plasma membrane. The record is from RefSeq and is a predicted model, not a curated record. Gene Ontology annotation, biological process: actin cytoskeleton organization; intracellular signal transduction. Lineage: Eukaryota; Metazoa; Chordata; Actinopteri; Cypriniformes; Cyprinidae. The coding region runs from base 74 to 1159 and encodes 361 amino acids.
CAGCUAUAAAACACCUUUUGAAGCUUACCUGCUUAUUGACUACUGAGACUACAGUUAGACUGGUGAGGUCAACAUGGGCACUGAAUCAGAAAAUAACGGAGCUCUCAAAGAGGGGUUUUUGGUGAAAAGGGGUCAUGUGGUUCAAAACUGGAAAGUUCGUUGGUUUGUACUUAAAUCAGACAGACUUCUGUAUUAUAAAUAUGAGGGCGGCAAACGGGAUUCCUGCCAUCGAGGGACGAUACCGUUGAGUGACUGCAAAAUCACAUGUCCUUACCUGGAUUACGAGAACAGACCGUUGGUGAUGAAGCUGCAGACCAGCACAUCAGAGGAGCACUUCCUGGAGGCUUGCACGAGAGAGGAACGUGACGAAUGGGCUGCGGCGAUUGGUGAAGUGGUACAGAAACUCAAACCACAUGAAACACAGACCCCCUCCCCAUCACAAAUGAAAGGUUCCAAAUCACUCCAGCUUCACAAUGUCAACCUCAGUCAGGUGGUGGACUCCAUGUAUGAUGUGCACACUGGUAUCCGGCUAUGCAGUCAUGUUGAGCAGGGCAGCUCUUACACCAACUGUUUCUCAGGCUCAGCGGUGGUGGACUGGCUUGUGUUUAAUAAGCUGGCUCUGACCCGUGUGGAGGCAGUAACAUUAGCCUCUACACUGCUGGACGAGGCCUCCCUGCGGCCCAUCGGGAUCAGGAGCACAGACGCUCUCCGUAAUGCAGCUCUAGGAGAACAAUUCCUCGAUGACUCCACUGCACUCUACUGCUUUUCCCAAAGCUUCCAGAAGCGAGGCAGUGUGAAAGCAGAGAAGUCUCGGUCUGCGGUGGAACUCAGUGGAAGAGUAGUAAAGAGAGGUUACCUACUCAAACAGGGGCACAAGGUGAAGAACUGGAAGGUGAGAUUGUUUGUUCUGAGGGCGGAGCCUACUUUCUUGCACUAUUAUGACCCUAGCAAGGAUGACAUCACUCCGGUUGGCAGUAUAUCUCUGCGUGGCUGUCUGGUGUCUGCUCUGGAUGAUAACGGCGUACCGUCAGGUGUUAAAGGUAAAGUCCAGGGGAAUCUCUUUAAAAUCAUCACUCAGACGGACACACACUAUUACAUCCAGGCCCCAACACACGAAGAGAGGAUGGACUGGAUCCGAGCUAUUAGACAACUGACAUAACUGACCCUUCACAAAAGACCCGGCUCCCUUCGUUACUAUUGCUAUGUCAGACAAACCAUGGCACUUUUAUGCCACACAUCAUGUUGUAACACAGUUGAAAAUACAUUGCAGAGCAAAGAGAAAACUGACAACAUGCCGACAGACAAGACAGAGCAGGUUACUUUAGGUAUUAAACAAAGCAUGAGCCUUCAAAUUCGGUUGUUUUUGAAGAAAUUUAGACAAUAAAUACUGUUUUAUGGCUCUUUAGUGUUGUGACAGAGCGCUGUAGCACUUUCAAGUGGGAUGUUAACGAUCAUCUUUUCCUCUUUACUAGUUAUAGCAUGAAAUAUACAUGAAUGAACAUCAGAAGGUAUGUUGUUUCAACCAUGGAAAGACUCAAAACACACAAUUUUCUAAGUUCAAGUCCACCGAUGUUAAUCUACUCUCCUGUCUAGUUUGUUUGUCGGACCAAAAAAGUCAGAUUUGGCGUUAUAAUUGGUCGUAUCGCCUGUCAAUCAAACUCUCUGCGAAAGGUCAAUUAGGUCAUUGCUGUUAUUGUUAAUUUUAUUGUUAUUGCUAAUUUUAUAUUUUUGUCUGUCACACAUCUAUUUAGAAAUCUUGUUCUGUUUUAACAGUUUUACAUGUGGUGUUUGUGUAUGUGCAUAACAAACAAAUAUACAUUGUUAUAUAAAAAAUAUUACUAAAAAUGUUAAUAAUUAAUAAUACACAUUCAAGUAAGCAUAUAGAAUAUUUACAUAUAAAAUUCAGAUUUUCCCAAAGUCCAGAGUUUUGAUAUUCCUAAUAGUCUGUAUCUUAUGUUUGAUAUAAUAUACAGGUGGUAAAGCUUAUACAUUCAGUGAAUGUACUUUGAAAGCAUGAAUGAUGAUAACUGUAACAUUUAUUUGGUUGUAUUUUGUAAAAUAAAAGUUAUAUUUGAGUAACUGU